UGCAUAUCUCCUCCGCUAUAAAAAAAGCCCCAAGCCCCUCUUGUUUUACACCGUUCUGAUUGUGAAUUUUGUGAAGCAAAUUAAGCUUAUUCAAACUCUCUCAAGAUGCAAAUCUUCGUUAAGACCCUCACCGGCAAGACCAUCACUCUCGAGGUCGAGAGUUCAGACACCAUCGACAACGUUAAGGCUAAGAUCCAGGAUAAGGAGGGAAUUCCUCCGGACCAGCAGAGGCUGAUCUUCGCCGGCAAGCAGCUCGAGGACGGCCGCACCCUAGCCGACUAUAAUAUCCAGAAGGAGUCCACCCUCCACCUUGUGCUCCGCCUCCGCGGUGGAAUGCAGAUCUUCGUCAAGACCCUCACCGGCAAGACCAUCACCUUGGAGGUCGAGAGCUCCGACACCAUCGACAACGUGAAGGCCAAGAUCCAGGACAAGGAGGGCAUCCCACCGGACCAGCAGAGGCUUAUCUUCGCCGGAAAGCAGCUAGAGGACGGUCGCACCCUAGCUGACUACAACAUCCAGAAGGAGAGCACUCUCCAUCUCGUCCUUAGGCUGAGGGGAGGUAUGCAGAUUUUUGUGAAGACCCUCACCGGCAAGACCAUCACCCUGGAGGUGGAGAGCUCGGACACCAUCGACAACGUAAAGGCCAAGAUCCAGGACAAGGAGGGCAUCCCACCAGACCAGCAGAGGCUUAUCUUCGCUGGGAAGCAGCUAGAGGACGGCCGCACCCUCGCCGACUACAACAUCCAGAAGGAGAGCACUCUCCAUCUGGUGCUAAGGCUGAGGGGAGGCAUGCAGAUCUUCGUGAAGACCCUCACCGGCAAGACCAUAACCCUGGAGGUGGAGAGCUCGGACACCAUUGAUAACGUGAAGGCCAAGAUCCAGGACAAGGAAGGGAUCCCACCAGACCAGCAGAGGUUGAUCUUCGCCGGAAAGCAGCUGGAGGACGGUCGUACCUUGGCCGACUAUAACAUUCAGAAGGAGUCCACCCUUCACCUUGUGCUCCGUCUCCGUGGUGGGAUGCAGAUCUUUGUGAAGACCCUCACCGGCAAGACCAUCACCCUGGAGGUAGAGAGCUCGGACACCAUCGACAAUGUGAAGGCUAAGAUUCAGGACAAGGAGGGGAUCCCACCGGACCAGCAGAGGCUAAUCUUCGCUGGUAAGCAGCUUGAGGACGGCCGUACCCUUGCGGACUACAACAUUCAGAAAGAGUCCACCCUUCACCUUGUCCUCCGUCUCCGUGGUGGUUUCUGAUGGAUUGGCGCUCAACCCACCCCCCCUUUUGGAUUUAAAAUAAAUGUUUAAUGUUAAUGUUCAAGUUUCUCUUUUAAAAAACAAUUAUUAUAUAUGCUAAUGGCCUUGUGAGGCCUUUUAAAUAAAUUUGGUGUAUGUAUUUGUAUUUCUGCUA
Messenger RNA from Corylus avellana, 1405 nucleotides. RefSeq names its product polyubiquitin. NCBI's taxonomy places the organism in Eukaryota, Viridiplantae, Streptophyta, Magnoliopsida, Fagales, Betulaceae. Gene Ontology annotation, molecular function: protein binding. The record is from RefSeq and is a predicted model, not a curated record.